Daucus carota subsp. sativus is the source of this 958-nucleotide messenger RNA. Its product is annotated as basic leucine zipper 43. Gene Ontology annotation, molecular function: DNA-binding transcription factor activity. The transcript has a single exon. Bases 241 to 831 code for a protein of 196 amino acids. The record is from RefSeq and is a predicted model, not a curated record. Lineage: Eukaryota; Viridiplantae; Streptophyta; Magnoliopsida; Apiales; Apiaceae. Gene Ontology annotation, biological process: regulation of DNA-templated transcription.
UUUUAUAUAUGUGUGAAGCUACAUUAGUCCAUGCAUACUGACAUCACAAUGUAAUGGUCUCAUCUUUGAGAAACCCCUGCUAUUAAUCAGAAAUGAUAUAAGUGGGACCUGGUUAACUUUUUCAUCCUAUAAGAACAAUCUCAUCACAAGUUUCACUUUGCCUUCCAAUACCAACUUCUUCCACCCAGCCUCUCUCUGAAAAACCUUAGUCCUGCACUUCCAUUGAAGAAGGUCAUAAUCAUGCAGUCCACUGAUGUCACUGACCUUCAUUAUCUUGCUCCACCCAAUCCAACUUCCUACCCUGCUCAUUUUGGCUACACCCAAAACAACAUACCUACAUUUGAUUAUAGCAGACUAUCUAAUCCACUGUAUCAUCUGCAGAUAAAUGCACAAGCUCAGGAGUUCAACCCUCAGACAACAUGUUUCAGCAGUAACUCCACUUCCGAUGAAGCAGAUGACCAACAAAUAAGUCUAAUCAAUGAGAGGAAGCAGAGAAGAAUGAUAUCUAACAGAGAGUCUGCACGCCGAUCUCGUAUGCGAAAACAAAAGCACCUGGAUGAACUUUGGUCACAGGUGGUCUGGCUCAGAAGUGAAAAUCACCAACUCAUAGACAAACUGAAUGAUUUUUCUGAGCGUCAUGAUCAGGUCCUUCAAGAAAAUGCCCAGCUUAAAGAAGAGACAUCUGAACUUCGUCAGAUGCUCACUGAUAUGCAGCUUAAUAGUCCUUACCAUAAUCUGAGUAAUCUAGAAGACAUCCCUUGCGACACAAAUUAUCUCAAAUCUGAAUCCCCAAACCUUCCUAUCUCAAAUUCUAAAGAUUUGCUUAUCUAAAAGAGCCCACUUUGACUUUUAAUAUCCGUACUAUGGGUCAUUUGAGCGUUAUAAGUCGGUGAGGAUUUUUACCUUCAUUUUGAGCUGUAUGAGAUCCUAUAAUAGUAAAAAUAAAUCUUUUGUGUAA